UUUUCCCAUCAUCCCUUCCCCUCCAAUUUCCUCUCACAUCCAUCCGACUCCCAUUAGAUCACUUACUUAUCGCUGCAGUUACAGAUCCGGCUGUUGCUUACUUUGCUGCUGCUACUAUUAUUAUCUACAUCUCUUUCACCACCGCUCGCUCGCUGCUACUCUUCAGAUCCGUUUCUACCAUCACCAGAAACAUGACAACAACAAUCGCCAAGUUUGCUCACUUACAGAUCCCACUUGAAGACGUAGUAAAGGCCACCGACAACUUUCAUCAUGAUAACAUCAUCGGACGCGGUGGAUUGGGACAUGUAUACAAAGGACAACUCCAGCAGUCCGGGGAGUUGAUCACGAUUUCUGCGCUGAGGUUAGAUCGUAAGCACGGUGGAGGAGUCGUCGAGUUCUGGACCGAACUUUCAAUGCUUUCUGAUCUCAAGCAUCCAAAUAUAGUCUCUAUUGUCGGAUUUUGUGACGAAAAGCAUGAGAAGAUCAUUGUGACCACGUAUGAGGCCAAAAAUGGAAGCCUCAAAGAGCAUCUGAACAGCCCGAACCUCACGUGGACGCAAAGAUUGAAGAUAUGUGUUGGCGUGGCUCGUGCUUUGAGUUACCUCCAUUAUGACGAGGGACGUGGUUAUGGUGUUAUACAUCUUAACGUAAACAGCUCCACAAUUUUAUUAGACGAGAACUGGGAACCCAAGUUAUCCGGUUUUAAAGUUUCCAUCAAACAAUCACUUAACCGAAUGGACCAGGUCGUCCUUUCUGAACCUAUUGGUACAAUAGGGUAUAUUGACCCAGAAAUUGGAAAGACCAAAGGUGUGACCUGCAAAUCGGAUAUCUACGCAUUCGGUGUUGUUUUAUUCGAGAUAUUGUGUGGGAGAAUAGCAUAUAUUAGGAAUGAUGCUAAUAGGUUACUAGCUCCAUUGGUCAUGCAACAUUAUGAAAACGAAACGUUGCCGGAUAUAAUCCAUCCCGAUCUAAAGAAUCAAAUGUCCGGAUACCAAAUAUCCGUAAGAUCACUCAUAAUAUACUCGGAAACGGCAUAUUCUUGCCUAAAGGAAGAGCGAUCACAUCGCCCAUAUAUGCUCAAUAUUGUUAACAGACUUGAAAAAGCAUUGGAGAAAGCAUUGAAGUUUCAACCACGACUUGAAUAUUUUGUAAGACCUUUUUUGUUUUUUUGUUUUUCUUUAGGCCUUUAGCUUUAUUUUCAUUUGUUCUUAAGUAGGUUAAAACCUGUGUAAUACACAGACAUGGGCUGCAUAAUUAAUUUAUAUAAGUUAUAAGUCUAUAUGUAAUCAAAUUUAUAA
Helianthus annuus (common sunflower) is the source of this 1298-nucleotide messenger RNA. RefSeq names its product probable receptor-like protein kinase At2g23200. Gene Ontology annotation, cellular component: plasmodesma; plasma membrane. The transcript has 2 exons. Bases 192 to 1190 code for a protein of 332 amino acids. Lineage: Eukaryota; Viridiplantae; Streptophyta; Magnoliopsida; Asterales; Asteraceae. Gene Ontology annotation, molecular function: ATP binding; transmembrane receptor protein tyrosine kinase activity. The record is from RefSeq and is a predicted model, not a curated record. Gene Ontology annotation, biological process: protein autophosphorylation.